This is a messenger RNA of Geodia barretti, 1798 nucleotides long. NCBI's taxonomy places the organism in Eukaryota, Metazoa, Porifera, Demospongiae, Tetractinellida, Geodiidae. The record is from the annotation of a GenBank genome assembly.
AUGUGACAAUGCAACGACUGGGGGCGUGAGGUGCACGUACCUGCAUAUACACACGUACACGUGUGCAUGCGAGAUGAGCAUCCCCCGUCCUCCGCCUUUCGCGAAGGAGUCGUUUCGAGUGCCCGUUGGGGGGUACUCCGAGGAGGUUGGAUGGGGAGGCAGACUCUCCAAAUGGCAGUGGGCUCUGGCCAUCGGCGUACCCGUGGCUGUAGCCGCUGGCCUGGCUGGCCUCACUCUCCUCGUCCGAAGACGACGGGCCAGGGAGAAGGAGAGAAGUCCGCCGCCAUCUAUGAGCCCCACUCCCGUCGCCUCCCCAGCCUCCACCACCGUGCAUAAGACUGAGUCGUCUGGCGGGAAAGUGACGGCCCAGGGGGUGAAGCAGAGAGGUAACGCACUCUUCAAGCAGGGGAAGCUGGAGGAGGCAGCCCAGUGCUAUGAGGAGGCCAUCCAGUUGGGGACAGCUGGGGGUGAUGUGACCCUCCUUGCCAGCUGCCACCAAAACCUAGCUGCCGUCCACGAUGAACUGGUUAAAAAAGAGUACAGAUGCUGACCAAAAGAAGCACCAUAGUCAGCUGGUGAUAGAGAACUGUGAUAAGGCCAUUGCUCUCGAUCGUCGCUACGUGAAGGCUCUGCUGCGGCGGUUCAAGAUGCACCAGGCACUGGGCCACAUGGAGGAGGCCCUCCUCGAUGUGACGCGAGUGUUGCUGCUGGAUGAGAGCCAUGCUCAGAACCUGUCCACCAGUGUCACCACUCUGCUCAAGGACCUCAGUGUGGCUGAUGCCGCCAAAACCUUCCCAACGCUGGGGCCACUGGCUCCCACAAAGUAUCUUGUGAAGACUUACACAGAGUCCUACAUUUGGAAAGAUGAUAUAUCAGAGGAGAGACUGAGGGUCUUGUGGCUAGAGGCUCAUCCUCCUACAGUGGAUGCACCUGAUAGUGUGGAUGUGUCUCAGGACCAAACACACGUGGAGACAACACAAGAGACUGUGCCUACCAAUGGUUUGACUGGUGGUGAGAGGGUGGAGGGGAGGGAGGUAGAUGGGGAGGGAGGGGAGGGAGGAGCAGGAGGGAGUGGGGAAGAGGGACAAGUGUUGGAUGAUGCAGUGGAGAAGAAGAGUCAGGAGGAAGAGGGAGGUGAGGGGGAAGGCGAGGGAGGGGACUCGGUUAAGGAGGAUAGGGCAGGAGAGGAGGGAGAGAAUGAGGGCAAAGAGGACGUUGAGGUGGAAGGUAAGGGGGAGGAGAGGGAGAAGGAAGGUGGGGCAGGAGGUGAGAAAGUCCAAGAGAACUGUGAAUUGGAGGACCAAACAGCCGACCGUAUGACUGGAUUUGGAGAGGAGCCGUUUGUGCAGGCAGCCGCAAAGUUCUCGCGCUAUGAGCUGGGUGGCAUACUUUGAGCUUCUAACCCAGGCCAUUGAUGCAGGUCAUGAGGUGUUCAAGGUGCAUGCCCAGCUACUGCGAGGUACUCUGCAUGCUCUGUGGAGGAUGGAGGCUGAGGCUCUGAGAGAUCUUCAGGCUGUCAUCAAUACCCAGGGACAACCCAGUCAGGUCAGACACCUUAUCGUGUUCAGUCUCGCCUGUUUUCAUUGUACUGUCAGAGGUCAUUGGUCUUUAUGUAGUACAUUUUCUGUGAUGUUCUAACUACCCCCACAUGCAAAGCUUGGGGUACAGCAGAGGAGGGAGGUCGGACAUGCGCAGGGAUUGCGUCAUUGUAAAUGACAUUUGUGCUGACACAGCAAUUUCUUUCCCGUAAAGAAUGUAUGGGGAGAUAAAAGAGCGUGCUGUAGCAAAACCAAGCGGG